AUAUCUAGAUGACUGGUGUAGUGUGUGUUAUGAAUCAGCUGUUAAUGUUGAUAAUUUGUUUUUGAGACUUCAAAUUUUGUCCGUCUAAUGUAAGGCAACACUCGCCUUACAUUACACGAAAUAUGUGCCGAUUAUCAUGUUCAAGUGUAAUUUCCAAUUGGAGAUUAUGGAUAAGACCUGCUGUAAUGACGGUUUAUGCUUUAGUAAUUGUAGUACUUUUACCGAUACUAAUAGUCAAUGCCGUAAAUAAUGGUUUUACGAAAAAUGACCAAGGCUCAUUAAUAGGAGGAGUUUUCGUUAUGAUGGCUUUGCCGAUAUCGUUUUGGGAAAUAACACAGCAUAUGGUUCAUUAUACAAAACCAUCUCUCCAGAAACACAUUAUUAGGAUAUUGUGGAUGGUCCCAAUCUAUGCUGUAAAUGCUUGGCUGGGACUGGUUUUUCCUGAGCAGUCUAUUUAUGUGGACAGCCUGCGAGAAUGUUAUGAAGCGUAUGUCAUUUACAACUUUAUGGUGUACCUACUCAACUACCUGAAUUCAGAACUAACACUUGAAGCUAAUCUGGAGAUGAAACCCCAAGUGAAUCAUCUUUUCCCUUUCUGCUGUCUCACUCCAUGGGAGAUGGGACAUGAAUUUGUUCAUAUGUGCAAACACGGCAUUCUGCAGUACACUGUUGUACGUCCAGUUACAACAUUCAUCUCAUUUGUCUGUGAACUGGCAGGUGUGUAUGGUGAAGGGGAAUUCCAUGGAAAUGUAGCAUUUCCAUACAUGAUUGCCAUCAACAACUUUUCUCAGUUCAUUGCCAUGUAUUGCUUGGUGCUGUUCUAUCAGGCAAAUAAGGAUGAAUUGAAGCCUAUGCAACCAAUUGGAAAAUUUCUCUGCAUCAAAGCAGUUGUAUUCUUUUCUUUUUUCCAAGGAGUCUUGAUCAACAUUCUAGUGUUCACAGGUGUAAUAUCCUCCACAUUUGACACAAGUGACAGUGGCACUAUAAAGGACAUCUCAAAUAAGUUACAAGACUUCUUGAUAUGUAUAGAAAUGUUCUUGGCAGCAGUUGCACACCACUACAGCUUUUCAUAUAAACCAUAUGUGAACACAACAGCCAGGCAGCAGUCUUGCUGUUCAGCUUUCCUUGCAAUGUGGGACAUUUCGGAUGUGCAGCGUGAUAUCAAAGAGCAUCUUGGUGUAGUAGGAAGUUCUCUUAGCAGGCAUAUCCGUGGGCGAAGUAUGUACCGUUAUGCUGGGGGCAGUGCUAAUGAAAGUUCUCGUCUUUUGGUUCCUGAACCUGUGCCAGGUCCAGAGGACUUUUAUAAUAGUGCACCGGCUCGUCUAGGUACCGAUGGAGUGCUCAGUUCCUAUGACAGUAUGGCACAGAGUGAAACAGCUGCAGAAGCUUCUAGUUAUCAUGAGGGAAAACCAAGACAAGAUUCAGUUGGUCCUUGUAGGAAGGAUGAUGAACCAUUAAUUGAGUUCAGCCCAGAUAAUGAAGAACCAAAGCAUAAUUUGCACUCAUAUAUAGCGUAGUAUUUUAUUUUUCAUCUAAAGUGUAAAUAAAAUAGAUAAUGCAGGUAAAAAUCAAUUCCAAGCACUUGGUUGAAUUCAGUGACCAGGAAGAGGCUUUGUGUUUUCAGUGUGAUAUUUGGAAACACUGUUUUAUUUUCUUUCCAUACAGUAAUGAUACAGUAUACUUGUUAACAUCAAACUCAACAUUUUAGUUUAUUAUUAUUAUUACAAUAAAAUAGGGUAAAAUGAGUUAUUUAUGAAUGCAGGAAAUUACUAAUAGUCAGGAUAUAUAUUUUUCAUAAAGAAAUGUUUACCCUACAUGCAAAACAAUCUGUCAUCUCUAAAGGUUUAGGACACAGGUGUGUUAGUAAAUUGACAUAUGUUGACAUUUUCCCUGUUUUGUUUUUAGUUACAAGUUAUAACAUUUCAGAAGCUGUCACUGCUUCUGUCCUCAGUAAUAGUGUGAAACCUGCUCUGUCGGAUCCCCAGACAUGGGAUAGAGGUUAGUUUGAUAUAAUGGACCCAGUAGAAUAGGUUUCAUUCUUUUACUUGAUACUGGAAGCAGAGCCAGAUUCAAAAAUUUGUUUUUAAACCAAAAAAUUGACAUUCAAAGAUGUCCAACAUAAGUGUCAAUUUAAUGUCACAUCUCAUUUUCUUGAUUCUUAUAAUCAGCUCUUUUCAUGUACUGUAUAGUAUGUACUAUAUAAAAAGAUUGUCAGUGAUGCUAUGAAUUUGAAUUUGCUUUUCUUAUUACAUAACUUCAGUAUUGUUCAGUAUUAUGAAAGUGUGCUUUCUGAAUUAACGGAAGUAUUUUCAGGGACUCUUUAUUGUAUUUCAGGAUCUUGGGUUAUGAAAACAAGGAUUUCCCUGCUAUUCAUUUGUUUAUUUGUAUGUCUUGAUGAGACUUUUCACAUUAUCUUCUUAAUGUGAUGGAAAUCGUUGACAUAUGAUUAAUCUUAAUAUUAUGUUUUUGAAUAGCUUGUCUGCACUUCAAAAAAGUAAGAAAUACAAAAUUUUCUUCUUGGCACAUUUACUGGAUUUUGAUAUUACAUCUUAAUUAUGUUAUUAAGGUUUUAUAUAGAAUAAUAUUACAAAUUUGUAUUGCAUACUGAGAGCACUGAUGUCUACAAUAUUCAUGCAUUUGACACAAUUCUUUUUCGUAGUACAUUUUUGGUAGUGUCAUUGAAUAGUGCUUCUGGAAGGGUAUAAUACUAUAGUAAACAAUUCGUAUUUGUUCAGAUCUUGUUUUUUUUUUUUCUGAAUGGCCCUGUAAACAAGUUAUGUAUGGAUUUCAGGUUCUCACAUCAUUGACUAUGAAGUGUCUUAUGGAAUGUUAUGCUGUGUAGUUUGAUAGAAGUUCUCUGACCUUUUUUAGGACCGUACUGCCUUAAUCUUCAGGACUGAAGAUAUGCUUACUACUUCCCAUUGCUUGCUUUGCCUACUCUUAGCCCAUGAAGAUAGAGGUAUGUUUCUCUGAAAUGCCAUUGAACUUCUAAAAAAACUGCAUGGCAUCAUGCCUUAGAAAGUAGUAAUCUUCAGUGUGAGGUUCAUAUUAUAGGCCUAUUAAUAUGAACAAUAUUUGUGUGUGAAAACUGGAUAUUUCCUUGUUUGUUCAAUUAGAGUGGUGAAGGACUUCUUAAUAUUGUGAUCUCUGUGCCCUUCGUACACCUCAUCAAAGACUGAACAUGGUCUGCAAAGAGCAACUGCAAUUUAAAAUGGAUUCGGAAUCAUGAUGAGAGCUGUGUAGUUUUUAUUUUGUUAAGAGGUGGAGGUUGAGAUUGGUGAGCACUGAAUCUAGAAAUUUGGAAUGGGAGGACAAUGUCUCAUAUUUGGAAUAUUUGGUUCUACCUGUGAGAAUAAAAUUAAACUGAGUUACACUGUCUUAAGGAGUAAAUUAAUUCAUUUAUUGAAUUACACUGUACAACAAAAUGAAUUUUUUUUUCUUAACGUUAAGGAGAAAUAAAUGACUGAAGUAUGAGUGUGAUAAAUUUCAGUGUAAGCUUAAAAAUUGUGCAUGAUGCACCAUUUUGAAGGGGAAGUAUCAUAGCUUAACAUACAACAAACCAUAUGGUUGUCAUUUAGACAUGAUGUGUAGCUUUUCAAUGAAUCAGUGCAUGAUAUAACAAUCUCCUGACAUUUGAUAUUGUAUUUUCCAGCUGCACAUGUGCCACUGUCCAGCUGAAUCCUUGUGAUAUAUUACACAGUUCUGUAUUUUUCAAAGAAAAUACAAAUGUAGCUAUCCAAAGAAAAGGUGGGUGGUAGAAUAUUUUCAGUAAUAUUUCUGUAAACCGCCCAUAAAAAUGCACUGAAAUCGCCAUUAGUGUUGUACAGUGUUACUUCAUUAAUAUAUUUAAAAUUGUGGAUUGUAAUAUAAAACUAAUAUCAUUUACAGAUUGUUCUGUAAAUGAUUUAAUAUUUGUGUAAGUUUAUUUUAUGAUGCUGUCAGUAAUUAAGACUAUAUAGUGUAGAAUGGGAGGAUUAAUGAGUGAUGGAUUGGAAGGGAUGAGGAAGGAACCAGUCAUGGCCCACUUUGAGGUACUUUCUUGGCAUUUCCUAAAGGGGCUUAAGCAAACCAUGAAGACCUUAGGAUAAUCAGUGUCCCAACCACAAUUUGAACUGGGCAUCUAUUGACUACAAGUUAGAAGUGAUGAUGCUUUAGUCAGCUUGCUUGUAACUGCCUUUAAGUUCUAAGAUGUAAAAUUUUAGUUGUCUAAAGAAAUUUCUUUCAUUAAGAACAAAUAGUACUGAUUUCACCAACCAUGUCAUCAGUCACUUUCCAAAGUUCACAGACUUGCUGAACAAGUCAUAAUCUUUCACCUUUAACAAAUAUUAAAUACCCUUCUUUAGUCAGCAGUGCUGGUCAUCAGCUCUAAAACAUCUAUCUCCUUUCUCCAUUAUAAAAUACUGGUUGGUCCAUUGAUCACUUACUCAGACACACCUUUUAUUUAUAUCAUAUAUAAUGUUACACAAAUUGCUCAGUGUUUCAUUAUGAAUAAUUUUAUACUAAUGGAACUAAAACUUUUUCAUUUAACAUUAAUUUAUCAUCUUCAGCAGCUAUUUAAUGAAGUCUACUGAUAUCCUAUAGCUUGAUGAACAUACUUAUAGAACAUCAGAAACAUAAUUCUUUGUCUCGCUCACUCACGGGCUGAGCCCU
Messenger RNA from Cryptotermes secundus, 4650 nucleotides. Its product is annotated as transmembrane protein 184C. Lineage: Eukaryota; Metazoa; Arthropoda; Insecta; Blattodea; Kalotermitidae. Gene Ontology annotation, molecular function: transporter activity. Gene Ontology annotation, biological process: transport. The coding region runs from base 123 to 1517 and encodes 464 amino acids. The transcript has 5 exons. The record is from RefSeq and is a predicted model, not a curated record.